Messenger RNA from [Torrubiella] hemipterigena, 1701 nucleotides. The record is from the annotation of a GenBank genome assembly. NCBI's taxonomy places the organism in Eukaryota, Fungi, Ascomycota, Sordariomycetes, Hypocreales, Clavicipitaceae.
UACUUUCGAAACGAAACACCUGGUUUUUUCACUUUUCUCUGUUGUUGCAACCUCACGCCGACACGUUGAAGAAUUGCCAGUUUCUUUGCGGCUAAUUUAACGCAUCCUUCUUGGACUAUAGUUCUACAUCGACUCUGCAUAUCGGUUCCCCUCUAGACGCUGCUCGCAUUUUGCUGGAAUACAUGGGUAGCUCUCGCUUCGUCACGCGCCUCCUUUACGACCGCCAUUUGCAGUCUCCCGACCGAACAACUGCGAUUGCAAAGCUCUAUUAGACGACUUUCUCGAUACAUGCAUAGAAUAUAAUAUGACAAACCCUACCGGACCGGCCGAGCAGGAGCCGCGGCGUCUGUCUGAGGACGCCGUCGAGCUGGCCAUCUCCCUGACAUCCUCGCAUGGAACUCGAUCGAUGCCCGCAUCGCCAGCCCUCCAGCCGCAAGGGCUCACCGCACGACUAGGACUAGCAGGAAUGGCUAGACGAACUUUGGGCAUAUCACUGCUAUUGGUGACUGUGUUUCUAUGGACGCUGUCCAACUUCCUUGCCAGUUUCAUCUUUUCAGGCCAUAUUUACGACAAACCUUUCUUUUUAGUAUAUGUCAACUCGUCCGUUUUCGCGGUAUCCCUUCUACCCAUGUUUGUCAACUAUCUGGUGCGACGGCGCUUUCGCGGCGCAUACAGAGACGCUAUUCGAGAAUGGCACGAAUAUCGCGGCCGAUUUCCCGUCGCAAAGAACGAAGAGGAAGGCUCUGACGACGAACGUCUUCUGGUGGACGACGAAGAUGCAGUGGAGAGUGUUCGUGGAGACGAGAAGAUGGGCUUUGGCGAAACCGCCUCCCUCAGUCUUGAAUUUAGUAUGCUGUGGUUUGCAGCAAACUAUCUUGCAUCGGCCUGUUUGGAAUACACAAGCGUUGCAAGCGUCACGAUCCUCACAUCUACGAGUAGCAUAUGGACGCUCAUCUUUUGCGCCCUCUUUCGUGUAGAGACAUUUUCUCUACGAAAGCUGCUUGGUGUCCUUGCUUCGCUAGUUGGUGUUGUGCUAAUCUCCUCUGUGGACCUCAGUGGAGAGAGCGAUGACAAUCGUGGUUCUUUUCCGCACAAGUCGGCUACUCAGAUUGCCAUUGGUGACUCUAUGGCAUUUGUGAGCGCCAUUGUAUACGGUCUGUACGUCACAGUCAUGAAGAGGAAGGUGGGCGACGAGAGCAAAGUCAAUAUGCGACUCUUCUUUGGACUGGUUGGCGUGUUCAACUUAGCUCUUCUAUGGCCACUGUUUUUUGUUUUGCAUUGGACGGGCAUGGAGCCUUUUGAAAUGCCACCUACGGGUAUGGUCUGGACAGUCAUUAUUAUCAACUCUCUAGCGUCCUUUGUCAGCGACAUGUGCUGGGCUUUCGCCAUGCUUCUCACCACACCACUUGUGGUGACUGUCGGCAUAUCGCUGACAAUCCCCCUCUCUUUGAUCGGAGAGAUGAUCCAGUACAACCAAUACGCAGGCGUCAUUUACUGGGUCGGGGCAGCAAUUGUUCUUGUAUCAUUUGUAUUUGUAAAUCAAGAAAGCAGCGAUGCGGAAGAGCCAGAGACCAAGCCUGCGUCGAGCGCACAGCGACGAAGACGCUCUACAAACAGCGUCGGUACGACAGAAUUAUAGAUAAUCCUCAAUGUCAUAUAGCGCAUUGAUUUAUGCAUAUAACGUAAAAUGUUCCUUUCUGU